Molecule: messenger RNA, 567 nt
Organism: Strongyloides ratti
Lineage: Eukaryota; Metazoa; Nematoda; Chromadorea; Rhabditida; Strongyloididae
Exons: 2
Coding region: 1-567 (188 amino acids)
Cellular component (GO): lysosomal membrane
Source: RefSeq, a predicted model, not a curated record
AUGGUGGAUGCUGGUGAAUUUGAUCAAAAUGACAAAAAAUAUUUCUAUCUUAAUGUUAUCCAUAUAAAGAUUGCUGCAAGAUUUGUUGUUGGAUUACAUUGUAUUUUACUUAUUAUUAAUCUUAUAUAUUCAAUGACAAGGACAUCAACAAUUAUGUUAUAUUCUUGGAUAAUAUCAUCAUUUGCCAUUGGAUUAAUUGGAUCAUUAUUUUAUGGUGUUUAUAAAGAAAAACGACAUUUUGUAUUACCAUAUUUAAUUUUUCAAUUAUCUGCUAUUUUUUUAACAAUAUUAAUAUUUUUUGUUUUUACAAUUGGAGCUGCUGUAUCACCAACUAUGCUUACAACACUUGCAUAUGAUUUUGGAGGUGUAAAUUUAAAACAACCUUUAAAUGAAUUAACUAAAGAAUUUAAUACUUUUACUAUUGUAACUAUAAUCCUUGUAGCAAUGGCUUUUAUUUAUCAAAUAUUUUCAUUUCACGUGAUUUAUGAAUUUCAAAAAUUUUUGAAAAGCAGAGAAAGCAACUUUGAUUUCCCAGCAACAUCCGAAAUGGAUAUGUCUAUUGCAUAA